CUGAUGAUGGGUGGGUGGCAUCACCACUGUCUGAGGAGCCCCUCGGCGGGAUGGAUGAACUCCAGUGGGGCGUCCUGGGUAUACCUGUCUUUGACUGCCUCUGUGGUGUGGGGUUCCUCCUUCUAUCUUUGUGCUAUCUGAAGACAAAUGCAUGCUCCCCAGUAUUUUGUAAUCAGGGAGAACGCCAUCAAGGUCUCCCUGAGUAGCACGGGGUGUCUUCAAACUCACCCGGGCUGGCCAUGGCAAUCCUCCUGCUUCAGCCUCUCGAGUGCUGGGAUUUCAGCAACAUGGGAGAUCCAAGAGGAGGAGGAGAGGUACAACACUUAAAGGUCAGAAAAUUUGGCAAAGAGAAGCAGAGGAGGGGAGGAAGUUGCUUUCUGUUCUCAGGAGCCCCCUGGGUCAGUGUUAUGACACCACACGCUUUCGACAACUGCUGUGUCCGGACCCGCUCUGUGAGGUACCUCCAGGCACCCUCACACCUGCUGAAGACACUGGGAUCAGAGACCUGACUGUCCUACGUGAAGAGAUACUCCUUCAGCAUUUCAUAAAGGAAAAACUGCCUACAAAAGAAAAUUCAGCCUAACAGCCUCUGAGGGGACAGUAGUACAUUCUCUGACAAGAGCCCUCAGCACAGUCAGUAACACAGAUAGGAAGAGCUCUCGUGAUGGAGAUUAGGUCUCUAGAGCAAAAUAAAAAGCAAAUCUUCCUUCUGAGAACGAGAGUUGAGCUUUCUGUGUUCUGCACAGGAAGUGUCAUUUUUGGGAACACCAAAUAUGUUUUUGGGAAAAGAAGGAUUUACAUUAGUUAUUCAAAGCUAUUUACUUUAUUUCACUGCUAAAACAUGACCAGUUCCUCAUAGGGAGCUUGACAGUGAUCUGCUCAGCUUUAUUUUGGGGUCCUGAUUUCACCAUUCUCAAAUAUUCUUCACUUAAAACAUCUUAUAUUUUCAUAAAAGUUUUUUGUUUAUUUGAAAAGCUCUCAAGCCUCUUGAAAAGUAGAAAAAUUUGUAAAAUCUAGAACUUAGCUGAGAUGUCAUUUAUUUAAAACACUAUUUUUAUAAAAGAUUUUUUUCACUUUUUUACUAGUAUAUUUGCUGCAUAUAAUGAUUACAUUCCUUCUGAGGAGUUGGUAUACAUGUGCAUAAACCUUUUAAUUAUUUUUUAUUCCCUACCCGCCUACUCCCAUGUCCCUUUUCUUGGUUUCCUCCCCAUUUGCAAAAAGAUCUGUUCCCUAUUUCCUACUUUCCAUCUUUUAUUUUGCUCCUUAUUUAUAUUUUGGGUUUUCUACAUUAGAGAAACCAUGUGAUACUGAAGCUUUAUUUCACUUACAAUUAUGUUCUCAAGGUGCAGCCAUUUCCCACAUAUAACCCAGGUUUAUCCUCCUUUGUGGCAGAGUAGUGCCCCAUUGUGUGCUGCACAUUUCUGUAUCCACUCCUCUGUCGAUGAACAUAUUCGCCACUUCCAGGAGUCAGCUACUGUGAAUGGCUGCUAGAACAUGGGUAUUCAUGGAUCGCUGUAAUGUGGCGUCCUCCAUUGUUUCAGGAAGACAGCCAGAAGGCAAAUAGGGGGUCAAAUGGAGUUUCUAAUUUAGAUUUUUUGGAGGAAUUUCCAUAGUGGUUUACUACUUCAUAUUCCCACCAACAGUGUAAAAGGGUUCCUUUUCCCUAUAGCCUUGUCGGCAUUUGUUAUUUGAUUUUUUUUUAAUAAUAGGCAUCUUUCCCGAGUAAGGUGGAAUCUCAGUGUUGUUGUUCUCUGCAUUUCUCUAAUGGCCAGAGAUGUUGAACAUUUUUAGUUAUUUAUU
Cavia porcellus (domestic guinea pig) is the source of this 1800-nucleotide messenger RNA. Its product is annotated as spermatogenesis-associated protein 31D3-like. Lineage: Eukaryota; Metazoa; Chordata; Mammalia; Rodentia; Caviidae. The transcript is spliced from 6 exons. Bases 240 to 509 code for a protein of 89 amino acids. The record is from RefSeq and is a predicted model, not a curated record.